AUGAAUCUCCACUCUCUAGGUAAUCUACCGUACUGUCCUUCACCUUCCGACCCCGACGACCACGUUUACUGUUGCCAGUUCUUCACCUUCAAUGGCGACACAUACCCAAGCUGCUGCCGAUUCCCUAUGUAUACAGGACUCGUCUACACUCUCAUUAUAUCCGCAGUAGUACUGUUUUUACUACUCUUGUUUUUGUAUUGCUGGUUCUGGCCGACUAGUCUACUGAACGAGAGGAGGAUGAGGCAGAAACGCAUUAAUCGGCCAAAUGGUUUCUCUAGAGUAAAUGACUCGUCAUUGUAG
Messenger RNA from Cylicostephanus goldi, 300 nucleotides. The record is from the annotation of a GenBank genome assembly. NCBI's taxonomy places the organism in Eukaryota, Metazoa, Nematoda, Chromadorea, Rhabditida, Strongylidae.